Pogoniulus pusillus (Red-fronted tinkerbird) is the source of this 1757-nucleotide messenger RNA. RefSeq names its product TM2 domain containing 3 (gene TM2D3). The coding region runs from base 35 to 796 and encodes 253 amino acids. The record is from RefSeq and is a predicted model, not a curated record. NCBI's taxonomy places the organism in Eukaryota, Metazoa, Chordata, Aves, Piciformes, Lybiidae. The transcript is spliced from 6 exons.
GCCCCGCCCCGCGCCGGGAGCGGCGGGAGGCAAGAUGGCGGCGCUGGCUGGGCUGUGCGCCCUGCCCAGCCUCUACCGUGUUGCGCUCUUCGUCUCUCAGCUCUACGUUCUCUCCGGCCGCGCGGGAUCUUUGAUGACCACAAAGCAUUCACAACCACAGUCUACGUUUGCAAAAAGUCUAACUUCAGCAAGUACAAAUACUCCUUAUUUUAAAGCAGCAGAAAGUACAGAGAUUCCGUCUUACGUGACUAAAUGUCCUAGCAAUGGGCUUUGCAGUAGAUUGCCACCUGAUUGCAUGACAUGUAACACAAACUAUUCCUGUAUAUAUGGGAAGCCAGCCACUUUUGAUUGCAAAGUCAAGCCACACGUUCAUUGUAUUGAUGAGAAUAACCAUGAGCAGGAGAACUUUACAAUUAACAUGACCUGCCAGUUUUGCUGGCAGCUUCCAACAGCUGAUUAUGUAUGUACCAAUUCGACCAGUUGCAUGACAGUUUCCUGUCCACGACAACGAUACAAUGCCACUUGCACAGUACGGGAUCAUAUUCAUUGUCUAGGUAAUCGUGUCUUUCCUAAGAUGCUCUAUUGCAACUGGACUGGAGGUUAUAAGUGGUCUACUGCCUUGGCAUUAAGCAUCACCCUUGGUGGAUUUGGUGCUGAUCGUUUCUAUUUGGGCCAGUGGCGGGAAGGUCUGGGAAAACUCUUCAGCUUUGGUGGACUUGGAAUAUGGACACUGAUUGACGUGCUACUAAUAGGUGUUGGCUACGUGGGACCUGCAGAUGGUUCUCUCUAUAUCUAAAUGUGGAUGCACCAUGUUUUGGGGAAGAGUGAUUGCUCGGAUAGAGUUCUAAAUGAAAGAAUGUAGAGAUCUGAGCCUCUAAGGUAGAAUGAAGAAGAAUGUUUGUUCUGUGUACAUACAUUUUAAUGUACAGUAUCUGUACUUAGUAUACCUUUAACUAAGGGAAAAUAAAAGUGUGGAUCACUGAGUUGAAAUUGAUUUCCUUCCUUCUAUGGACAUGCUGUUUUUCUAUGAAAAAGGCUAGACAGCUAGCCAAAUUCUGCCCUGUGCUUCAACUUGGGUGAUCUGUCAGGUACCAAAAGAGAUAAAAGCUAACACGAAUAUUUGAGAUGUGAGAUGUUUACUUCAUGUUUGUAUGCUUGAAUUUAACUUUAAACCUAACUUCCCUAAAUAUAUCACUACUUAUUUAUUUUUUUCAUAUUUGUGGGAGGGUAAUUUAUUUGUUGGAAUUCCUCUAGCAGUAUGUAGAUCCCUAUGGUUUAUGGUGUUAAUUACAUUCAUCUGUGUUUGGGAUAUGGCAAGAGCUAACAUUUGCUUAGUUAUUUGUUGACAUAAAAUUGUUAAGACUUUAGGAUUGUAGUAGCACAAAAAGCUAAAUAUGAAACAAUUGAAAUAGAUUUUAGAAUUGUUUCAGCAUAUCUUUAUUUUGGUCGGGUUUGACCUGCAUAUUGGUGAAAAGUGCAGUUGUAUUCCUGUGCUAGCAAACUUGCUAAGUUAAUGAGAAGAAAAAAAGGUUGGCGAGAUACUAGAUGCAUGUGUGCCCUUAGGACAUGGUAGCAAGUCGCUGAGCAGCCUGCAGUGCCAUGGCAACACAGCUCAAGACCCGGGCGCUGCCUACCGGUGUCGCACCAGCCGCCUCUUGCCCGUCCCUCUACCCUACCUUGGACCUGGGCUGUCGCUUCGGCACUAGAUCUGAAAAUCAUACCACUUGAAUAAACUUGAACUUGAAGCUGUUACGGAA